GCUGAUGUAUGGUCCUCCGUUGCUGCUUGUACACUGGUCACGGGCGUCGUGCUGUGGGCGUUGACGUGGGCGUGGAAGCGUUUGUUUGGUGGGCGUGGCUUCAAGCUGAGUGACGCCCUAAUGUACCCGUGUAGUCUCCUUUUGGAGGAUCCGCCCACUGAACCGCCCACUGCUACCUCGGCUAGGGUACUACUAGGAUGGUGGCUGAUGGCGUGCGUGGUCAUCGGAACAGCUUACAGGUCGUCUCUGGUCGCUUUCCUGACCGUGGAGGGCAAGACGCCUCCCAUUAACAGCUUCGAGGACCUAGUUAAGCGACCUGGAUGGCGCUGGGGGAUGAAACCAAGUACAGGUUCCUUCUUUGCGUAUUUCAACAGCAGUAAGGACCCUAUAACGCAGCUGGUUAACAAGGGAAUGGAGGUGAGUGAGGGGGGAGGGAGCUAGGUGUGUCAUGAGAGGGUGUAUGUCUGUCAUGAAUGGAUGAGUGUGUCAUGAGAGGGUGUAUGAGGGAGUGUCAUGAAUGGAUGAGUGUGUCAUGAGAUGGUGUAUGAGGGAGUGUCAUGAAUGGAUGAGUGUGUCAUGAGAGGGUGUAUGAGGGACUGUCAUGAAUGGAUGCGUGUGUCAUGAGAGUCUUGAAUGGAUGAAUGUGUAAUGAAAGUGUGUAUGAGUCAUGGAUGGAUGAGUGUGUGUCGUGAGAGGGUGUAUGAAAGGGUCAUGAAUGGAUGAGUGUGUGUCAUGAGAGGGUGUAUGAGGGAGUGUCAUGAAUGGAUGAGUGUGUCAUGAGAGGGUGUAUGAGGGAGUGUCAUGAAUGGAUGAGUGUGUCAUGAGAGGGUGUAUGAGGGAGUGUCAUGAAUGGAUGAGUGUGUCAUGAGAGGGUGUAUGAGGGAGUGUCAUGAAUGGAUGAGUGUCAUGAGAGUCUUGAAUGGAUGAAUGUGUAAUGAAAGUGUAUAUGA
Molecule: messenger RNA, 950 nt
Organism: Penaeus indicus
Lineage: Eukaryota; Metazoa; Arthropoda; Malacostraca; Decapoda; Penaeidae
Product: probable glutamate receptor
Exons: 2
Coding region: 121-441 (106 amino acids)
Cellular component (GO): membrane
Molecular function (GO): ligand-gated monoatomic ion channel activity
Source: RefSeq, a predicted model, not a curated record